CCCUCAAGCCCCGCCCCCAGCUCACCUGGUGACGUCACCGCCCGUUUAACCGCACUUGGCCCCGCCCAGCACUCACCUGGUGACGUCAUGGGUCCCUCAAGCCCCGCCCCUGACACACCUGGUGAUGUCACCCGCCCCUUCAAACACACCUGGCCCCGCCCAGCACUCACCUGGUGAUGUCAUUGUCCCCUCCAGCACACCUGGAGACACCCAGGGCUCACCUGGUGACGUCAUGGGUCCCCCAAACCCCGCCCACAGCUCACCUGGUGACGUCAUGGGUCCCCCAAACCCCGCCCACAGCUCACCUGGUGACGUCACCGCCCCUUCAAACACACCUGGCCCCGCCCAGGACUCACCUGGUGACGUCAUUGUCCCCUCUAGCACACCUGGAGACACCCAGGGCUCACCUGGUGACGUCACCGCCCCCUCAAACACACCUGGCCCCGCCCAGGACUCGGCUGGCCCCGCCCCCAGCCCCGCCCCCGGGCCCGUGCCGCCCCCAGGUGCGCCCCCCCGGGCAGCGGGCGCGCCCCCCCCUCACCUGCCCGCAGUGCCCGCGCGCCUUCGCGGAGCCGGCGGCGUUCCGGCGCCACCUGCGGGGCCACGCGGGGCUGCGGCCGCACACCUGCGGCACCUGCGCCAAGGCCUACGCCGAGCGCAAGGACCUGGCCAACCACCUGAGGGCCCACACAGGUGAGCGGCCGUACCUGUGCGCGGAGUGCGGGAAGAGCUUCGGGCGCUCCUCGUCGCUCGCCUGCCACCAGCGCAUCCACGCCGCCGCCAAACCCUUCCCGUGCCGCACCUGCGGCAAGGCCUUCACGCAGCUCUCGUCCUACCAGAGCCACCAGCGCGUGCACACAGGCGAGCGGCCGUUCCUGUGCCCGCAGUGCGGCCGCACCUUCGGCGACCCCUCGAGCUUCCGGCGGCACCAGCGCGCGCACCAGGGCGUGAAGCCCUACGGCUGCGGCGACUGCGGCAAGGCCUUCCGGCAGCCGGCCGACCUGGCCGUGCACCGGCGCACGCACACCGGCGAGCGGCCCUGGCGCUGCGGCGACUGCGGCAAGGCCUUCGUGGCCUCCUGGGACCUGAAGCGGCACCGCCUGACGCACUCCGGGGAGCGGCCCUGGCGCUGCGGCGACUGCGGGAAAGGCUUCGGGGAGCGGGCGGCGCUGGGCAAGCACCGCCGCACGCACUCCGGGGAGCGGCCCCUUCGCCUGCGCCACCUGCGGGAAGGGCUUCGGGGGCCUCUCGGGGCUCAGGAAGCACGAGAGGACGCACGGCAGGGAGGAGGGGGCAGGGGGCGGGGGGGGCAAUAUGGCCGACGGCAGUAUGGCGGCUGGUGGGGGGAGCAAUAUGGCUGCCAGCACCAAAAUGGCCGACGGCAGUAUGGCGGCUGCUGGGGGGAGCAAUAUGGCUGCCAGCACCAAAAUGGCCGACAGCAAUAUGGCAGCUGCUGGGGGGAGCAAUAUGGCCAGCAACAAAAUGGCCGGCGCUAA
Messenger RNA from Passer domesticus (house sparrow), 1496 nucleotides. RefSeq names its product zinc finger protein 668-like. The record is from RefSeq and is a predicted model, not a curated record. Gene Ontology annotation, molecular function: DNA-binding transcription factor activity, RNA polymerase II-specific; RNA polymerase II cis-regulatory region sequence-specific DNA binding. Gene Ontology annotation, biological process: regulation of transcription by RNA polymerase II. The transcript is spliced from 3 exons. NCBI's taxonomy places the organism in Eukaryota, Metazoa, Chordata, Aves, Passeriformes, Passeridae. Bases 177 to 1496 code for a protein of 439 amino acids.